AUGCAGUUUUUGGCUUCUCUCGCACUAUUCGUCGGCGCUGUGGCUGCUCAAUGCCCGAAUUGCGCAAUUCCGAUUCCAUGUUUGUCGCCGCCAUGCGGUCCUCCACCGCCGAUUGUGAUCCGUGCACCAGCUCCUCCACCGUUCUGUAGCUGUGGCCCACCACCGCCAUGUUUCCAAGCACCAUGUAUGGCGCCAUUGCCUCCAUGCAUCUCGUGUGCACCACCACGACCAACGAUUGUUGUUGCGGCUCCACCAACGCCGCCAUGUGUCGGAUGUGCUCCCACUCCGAUCUUCUUGCCUCCACCACCACCACCGCUUCUUUUCGGAUCAAUCUCAUGCUGUUCACCGAAUAACUACUCCUGCUGCGGAAGCUUGUUCCAUCGCAGGAUUUUCUCGAAGCGAAGCAUCGACGUCGAGGCUACCUCAACGACUACUGAGAAACCUUAA
Caenorhabditis bovis is the source of this 447-nucleotide messenger RNA. Lineage: Eukaryota; Metazoa; Nematoda; Chromadorea; Rhabditida; Rhabditidae. The record is from the annotation of a GenBank genome assembly.